GGAUGAGACGCCUCCCUCCCUCCGCCCCUCUGAUCCUCUUAUCAGCGAGUAAGCGGCCAAGAUGGAUGUUGUAAACCAGUUGGUGGCCCAAGGGCAGUUCACGGUAAUCAAACAACCAUUGGGAUUUAUCAAAAUUCUUCAGUGGAUCUUUGCAAUCUUCGCCUUCUCGACAUGUGGCAGCUACAGUGGCAAGUUCAAAAUGAGUGUGGAGUGUAAAGACCGGUCGGAGAGUGACCUAGGCAUAGAAGUAGAUUUUGAAUAUCCGUUCAGGCUCCAUCAGGUUUACUUUGAUGCCCCCAGCUGUAAGGGAGGGGAGGAACCCGAGCGUCUCUUCUUGACCGGGGACUACUCCUCCUCAGCUGAGUUCUUCGUCACCAUUGCUGUCUUUUCCUUCCUCUACUCUAUGGCAGCCCUCUCCGUAUACUGUUUCAUACUGGAGAAGUACCGUGAAAACUGCAAGGGGGCCCAGAUUGACUUUGUUGUGACGGCGGUAUUUUCCUUCAUGUGGCUGGUGUCCUCAUGUGCUUGGGCUAAAGGCCUGUCAGAUGUGAAAACAGCCACCGAUCCAGAGAAGGUCAUCACUUUCAUCUCAGCCUGUGACGAACAAGAGAAUCGCUGCCGUGAACUCUACGAACCCAAGGUCUCCGGCCUCAACACCUCUGUGGCUUUUGGCUUCAUCAACGUGAUCCUGUGGAUAGGAAACCUGUGGUUUGUAUUCAAGGAGACUGGUUGGAUGGCGGCCUUCUCUGGAACAUACGUCCCAUCACAGGAAAAGCAGCCCGCUCCCGAUUCCUUCGCCCAGGGAGGCUACGCUCCACAGGACCCCUAUGCCGGCUCACAGGGAGGGUACCAGCCCGACUACGGCCAGCAGGGAGGCUACACUGAGGAAGGAGGAUACAGCCAGGGCUAUGAGCAGCAGCAGCCCACCUCCUACUCUAAUCAGAUGUGAGCCUGUCCAGCCAAACACAGCUGCAGGAUGGGUGACGUUGUGAUUUCGGAGUGUGGCUCUCGACCACCACCUGCAUUUCCACACUCCUCUGUUUGUCUGUGUGUGUAUCUGUGAGUUGACAGGCGGAGGGAGGGAGGCAUGGAGGGCAGAAACUGGUGGGGCCUGGGGAGGGGGACACCACUGGGGAAAUGGGUCUUUGCUGUAACAUGAUGUUUAUUCUCGUGAUGUAUUUAACUGUAGAAGACAACAGAGGAUUGUCUGUUUGGUUAUACGAGAAAAACUUGAAUACAAAUACCAAAACAUUCGUUGACGAACAUUUAAGAGAAAUCUUGUAAUGGAAAAGACUUACAUUUAUGGAGAAAAAAAAUUGUAGUAAUAUUUAACUUGGGAGAAUGUAUUUGUCUGUGCUGUGUAAAUAUCAACAUGCUGAUAUAUAUGAUUAUAUGUACACAGUUGAAUAAUGGUGCACUCCAUAAAAGUUGUUAUACAACAAAUGUUGAGCACAGAGUUAUUCAAUUGCAUUUACUUUGGUUCUGUUUAGGAGCUCACAUAGUUUAGCCUUUGCCCUUCAACUCCCGUAAAUUAUUCAUAAUGUUUUAAUUUAUUCAUCUCAGAAUCUAUGAACAUCUUUUUUAUUUAUUUAUUUAUUUCAGCAUUAUUGACGGGAUUUGGGAAAUUGGGAUGGCAAAUACUAAAAGAAAACCAGAAUUAUUAAUAUAAAAAGUGAGCAGAGAAAGAGUAAUUUAUAGUAAAAACAGUGAAUAGAUAAUAUAAGUGGGUUUUACGCAGGUUGUUCCAUCUUUAUUUUAUGUUUUUAUAUAUAUUUUUCCAUCAAAUAUCACUGUCAAGUGAGGAUGAACUCUUGUGAUACACAGAACAUUUUAAAUCCUGACAUAUAAGAUCAAAAAUUGCAUAGGGUUAAGAAAAUUAGUGAGCAUGGUAGCAUCUCAUAUUUGCUGUGCUGUUUCGGAAACUGCUAUAGUGUGCUAUCAGUAUGAAAAUUGUGAAAUCAGGGCAGUGAACAACAGAUUUAGCGACGUGUGUGUGUUUGUUUAUUUGUUUGGAUUUAUGUGAUGGCAUCAAACUGAUUUUGUCAAUGAACCCUCGUCCUGUUUUGAUCGUCUGGAAAGUUGUAAGACAGAGUCAUAUAGUUUUUUAACCGGUGUUUCUGUCACACUAGUGGCGUUAACGUUAACCGUAGACAGUCGAGAAUAUUAAACACGUGUUAUUAUGAGGCGGUCUGAACAAUGUGUCUCCAUAUAUACUUCUCCUGCAUCCUCAAUCCUUCUUUAUCUCUUCUCUUUCUGGAGGUGAAUUUACUGCAUGCAUCCUUAUAUCCUAAAGCAUCCCGAAGAAACAUAUUUGAGAGGCUUAAAGCUGCAGGAAACGUUAGACUACACAGUAAUACCGUGCUAGGUUUGAUCCAUCAUAGAGGUUACUGCACAGCACAUACAGCAGCUCUGCUAUAUUCUACUCGAAGCACAAAGUAAGUGCUGCAAUAAUGACUUCUUUCCAGAUAUAAAUACCUGUCCUAUACUGCCAAUCCUCUGUUUGAACAUACAAGAUCGUGUUUGCCAAAUGGUAAGAGAUGUGUCUUGAUUGGUAGUUUUGCUUCCACAGUCAUCAGGAUGAAUUGUUGCCCAUCUCCAGGAUAUAUAUCAAUCCAUUGCAUAGCCUUGGAUACACUCUUUCUUUUACAAAUCAGGGUUCUUUGAUUCAGGCGGUGUAGAAGCACCUGGCUUUCUCUCUUCGUCUAGUCCCCUCUCCCCCCACCUCUGUUAUUUUCUCUCUCUCUGUCUUUCCCUCUCUUUCACUGUAGCUCUUAUAAAUAUGCUGAAAUGAAAUAUACUCUGUUGUUUGUGGUGAAUGAUGUCUUGUGAUACUCUCUCUACGCCUUUGGAUAGUGCUGUGUUUAUUGUGUAUGAUGUAUUCAUAUUAGUAUUUAUGAUAAUGAUAAGUCAGAGAACAAAAAAAAUAUCCAAGACUCUCCAGAAUUCUGCUGUAUUCUUAUUAUAUGGGAUCCAUGUGAAACAAAAUGAAAUAAACUUGAAAUUAUUCUGUUGAA
Centropristis striata (black sea bass) is the source of this 3014-nucleotide messenger RNA. It is a transcript of the gene sypb, whose product is annotated as synaptophysin b. Gene Ontology annotation, cellular component: synaptic vesicle; synaptic vesicle membrane; presynaptic active zone. The transcript is spliced from 7 exons. Lineage: Eukaryota; Metazoa; Chordata; Actinopteri; Perciformes; Serranidae. The record is from RefSeq and is a predicted model, not a curated record. The coding region runs from base 62 to 949 and encodes 295 amino acids.